Diaporthe batatas is the source of this 5120-nucleotide messenger RNA. RefSeq lists its product as uncharacterized. Bases 1 to 5067 code for a protein of 1688 amino acids. Lineage: Eukaryota; Fungi; Ascomycota; Sordariomycetes; Diaporthales; Diaporthaceae. The transcript has 7 exons. Gene Ontology annotation, molecular function: hydrolase activity, hydrolyzing O-glycosyl compounds; chitin binding. Gene Ontology annotation, biological process: carbohydrate metabolic process. The record is from RefSeq and is a predicted model, not a curated record.
AUGGCGACCUCACGGCCAUCCACGGUCAUUUCACAGGCGCAGACUUGGCUUCUUCUCUCGCUCUUGGCCAUAUUCGUCAGCACACUCCUUCUCAAAUCUGCAUAUCAGCCUCCAACUGCGCACUUACAUGAGUUGCGUGACCUGUCCACCUCGCGGGUUCGGCUGAGCCCUGAAAACGAGGUGGUCAACACUGGGUUCCCAGAGGACCUGGGUAACGUGACCAGUCAGCUCAUGCGGAGAGCUGGCGGGGACUACUCGUGCAAAAAAGGCGUGCCCUGCAAGACGCAGGCGUGCUGUGGUUCUUUCUUUGACGACGUUGGGACGUGCGGCUUCGGUCCGACCUUUUGCGGCAGUGACUGUGAUUCUCAGUGCGAUGCGAAGCCUGAGUGCGGCCAGUUCGCCGAUCCUCCUGGGAAAACAUGCCCCCUGAACGUGUGCUGCAGUGAAUUCGGUUUCUGCGGUAGCACGGCUGAUUUCUGUCAGACGGGCUGUCAGUCGAACUGCGUCCUUGAACCCCCGGUUCCUGCUGGGGGAAGUAGUAGCAAGGUGAUAGACAACAAGGUCAUUGGCUACUACGAAGCGUGGUCGGCCAGGAGGAAGUGCAGAACAUUUCCUCCCGAUGGCAUUCCCAUUGAAGGCCUGACGCAUGUAAACUUCGCCUUUGCAUAUAUUGACCCGGAUACCCUGCAAGUCACAAACAUGGACUCGGAGACCCCUACAAGUCUGUUUGCGACUACUACAGAUAUCAAGAACCUCAAGUCUCGGGGGUCUACCCUUGAGGUCUUUGUAUCCAUCGGUGGCUGGACCUUCUCUGAUAACGGUACAGCUACUCAGCCUGUCUUCCCGGCUAUUGCCAGUGACGCAGGCAAGCGCAAGCAGUUUGCAGAUAACCUCGUCUCUUUCAUGAUGCGCUAUGGCUUUGACGGCGUGGAUCUCGACUGGGAGUAUCCAGGCGCACCUGAUCGUGGUGGCUUGGAAGAGAAAGACAUUCAAAACUUCGUCCUGUUGCUGAAAACACUACGUGAGACGUUUCUUGCGUCGGCUCGUGGUAACUACGGGCUGACCUUUACGAUUCCCACUUCGUACUGGUAUCUUCGUUGGUUCGAUGUACCGGCGCUGCUUGAGUAUGCUGAUUGGACGAACAUGAUGUCCUACGAUCUUCAUGGAGUCUGGGAUGAACACAAUCCCAUCGGCUCUAUCGUACAGAGCCACACCAACCUCACAGAGAUCAAAUUGGCAGCCAACCUGCUAUGGCGGAACAAUGUGCCUCCUGGAAAGGUCGUGCUCGGUGUCGGCUUCUACGGGCGCUCGUUCCAGCUGGCCGACAGCGGGUGCAGCACACCAGGCUGCGCAUUCAGCGGUCCCGCCAAGGCUGGUGAGUGUACCAAUUCAGCUGGAACACUGGCCUAUUUCGAAAUCAUGGACAUUAUCAACGCCCAGAAUCCAAAGGUGACACAUGAUGAGGAGGCUGCCGCCAACUACAUUGUGUUCGGAGACAACAAUGACCAAUGGAUCAGUUACGACGACGCCAAGACACUCAAGCAGAAGGUCGACUGGGCAGACAGUGUUGGCCUCGGCGGUGUCAUGAUCUGGAGUGUCGACCAGGAUGAUGCAGACUUCACUGCCCUUGAAGGCCUUCUCGGUCAAACUAUCCCGUCGUUUGAAGAGAACCUCAAGCGGGCCGAGGUCGCAGAUACCAACCACUGGAGCUCCGUGAAUGGCCAGGGGUGUAAAGUCAGCGACUGUUUGAGCGACCUGGCGAACCCGCCUUCAGGUUUCUCAACAGCCCCAAAUGGCAAGUUUCAAGACACUUGCGGAAGUGACAAGAACGGACAGAUGUAUAAGUACGUCUAUUGUCCUACUGAUGCCAUGCCGCAAUCGUGCCAGUGGCGUGGUUCUGGGUCGUGUCACGGCCAAUGCCACACUGGCGAGGUUACACUCGCUCACUCUCCCCACGGUGAUAAGUCUUGUGUGAAGCCAGGGCAGCAAGCAUUCUGCUGCGAGAGCGAGACUUGGUCUAGCUUCACUGAUAAGUGUGGCUGGGGAAACGACUGUGACGAAUGCCCCAGUGACGCGCCUUACUCUGUCAACACGAGGAAGAAGAUUUCAUUCUUCUCAAGUUGCACUCAGCAUUAUUGCUGCCCGUACAACUUCCAGAAUUGCCACUGGGUGGGCAAAGGUACUUGUGACGACAACGAGUGCUCUGCCACUGAUGUCCAGGUUGGACUGGACGACGAGGGAGACACAGGAUCCGUAUGUGUCGGCCAGUGGGCGUCUCGGAAGAAGCCGCUUUGCUGCAACACGCCCGAUAAUCUGAACCCUUUCCUGCCAGUCCCUCUCGAGAAGCUCUUCCCUACAUUGCCACCAUCCAGCGACGUGCCCGCCUUCGACCAGCAGACCCUUUCGCAGCUCCCUACUCUUGUCGGUGCCAAUCCAAACCCUAAUGCUUUCUUCUUUGUGGUCAUCGACGGCCCACCGGGGACUGUUUCCAAUGUCAACAAGCGUGAUGGGUCCCAUCUCGAGUUCCUCACUGGUGGUAUGCACCACGGUCAAGAUGCGCAGACGACUCACUUCGUGUGCAUGGACAAUUCUGCCACAAGUAACUGCAAUGACAUGCAUCUUGACGGCCUCGAGGGCACUGUUCUUCGAAUGCCCGACAACAUGGGCUUCGCGACGUACGCCGUCGCCCAUGCAGCGAGGGAGGUCACCAAUGUCACCCUUCCCAGCCGCAUCGCACGGCGGGCACCACCAGGAGCCAGAGUUUACGAGCUCGAGUACAGUUAUAACUUUUCAAAGGUCAAGCGAGACUCUGGAGAUAUAUAUCUCCGCGUCGACUACUCAGAUACACACACUUAUUACACUGAUAUCGUGCAGGCGCCUCAUCAAAAGAGGUUCUGGAGCACUAUCAGCUCUGUGUGGAAAACCAUCCUCGAUCGAAUUCGCGGUCAGACGUACGAUGAAGACCAGCAGCCUACAUUGAGCAAAGACAACUUCGAUGUCCUCAUUUACGGCGAUGAUGGCAAAGACAAUGGGUGCUCAGGGGCUGACGGGUUCCUUAAACUCAGCCUGUCGGGGUCGAUGCGAAAUGUUAUGCGUUUUGGCUUUACCCUUGUGGGCACUAUUCAACCUUUCGCUCUGGAGGAGGCCUAUGGAUAUUUCGACUCUGAUCUCUACAUGUCUGCCCAGCUAAACUUCGACGGGAAGGGCCACCUUGAUAUCAACGGCGGGUCAGGCGUCUCACGGAGUCUCUUCAGCAGCCCCGUCACCAAGUUCCAGGCUUCUCACCCGGGCAUCGUAUCUUUCUCCCCUGAACUCAACGCAGAGGUCUCUCUUGUCGGAUCCGGGCAAGUGGACGGCAAGUUCAGCGUCAGCUUUGAGAGUGGAUCGUCAAAGACGAUCAAGACGCACGCACCUCCACAGCUGGCCACCUUUGACGGCGACAUGCUGGCCAAUACCAUCAGUGAUGCGGCUGAUGGGUACAUCGACGUUCAAACGCCAUCUUUCAACACAAUCUUCGCUAUGAACAUGAACCUGGAGACAUCAAUGAAGAUGAAGAUCUUUGACUACGGCACCUCCCUACAAGCUGCCGGCGCGACCUUCAGUGCAAGAACCCCACAUGCCAUCCGCAUCAUCGGUGAUACAGGCACCGGUAAGCCCGGCUUGGAGGACGCGCCGCAGCAGGCUUCCUCGGAUGUCGUCCAAGAUGGUACGGUCCGGGACGGAUGGGAUGACGGCACAACUCACGGUAUUGGCUCAAUGCCGAGCCCUGCUGUUGUCCUCACUGGCGGGGAAGCCGCACCAAAUCGCGAGGUCCCAGACAUCAACGGCUAUGCCGUCUUUGGUGACAAGGACUUCAUGACCUGCUCGGAUGGCGGCGGAGGCUCUUAUACGGGCCACCUGGUGUGUUACUGGAAUCUUGUCAAAAACGAUUCUACCAUGGUGGAACCCGAUCCCCCUUACAAGCGCCUGCUGCGGAGAGAGUGGCUCGAGCCCCUAACAGGGAGCGAGAAGGAGCGGCUCGACUCUGGUGCCGGGCAGGUGGAAGACGACGACCCUCUCCAUCGUCGUGCCGCCGGUCCCUCGGGUGGCGCGUCGGAGUCGUACCCCGUGUAUGAAUACCCGGCCAACCCGAACGGGCCGACCAACGCUUUCAACUUCGAGACGCCUACGUAUCCCGCUGGCAAUGACGGGGCGGCGCUUGAUGCUGAGACGGGUCGGAAUGAGAGGUAUGCGCUGAAUGAUCCUGAUGAUUGUGAGGAUACUACCAUCGUGGCGAAUGGCGUGCAGGGUGUAAAUUGGGAAACCGUCGACUCGGACCAUAUCGACGACAGGUCGAUUUUCCCAAAUCACUUUUUGAAUUUUGCGCAGAGUGGUGAACUCGACUUGGCUGAUGAUGACAACAACCCGACUAUAUAUCGAACUGCGAACCCAACCUGGGAUUUUGCCAACCUGCUUGAUUAUUUCGCCGCGGACUACCGCACCUGGGUUCCUGCCAACGUUGAGCCCAACCCGCCGCCCGGCUCCGCUGCUGGUGAUGUCGCGGACUCGAUGGGAUCGACUAACAACCCAAAUGUGAUGGUGAACCUCGAGACCAAUCUCAACAUCCUCAAGGGCCGCAUCUAUACCACAGAGGGUCAGCCGGUCGGCAACGACGUCUGGGCGAUCUGGAUGCAGCACCGAGAACAAGGCCGCGCGCAGGCAAUGCUGUCGGCCCUCCGGGCUAGCUUUGGUAUGUUUGCAUAUAUGCGGGCGAACUCGGGUGUCCGCAACACGGUGUUUGCGGACAGGCGGACGGCGUUGGAGCAGUUUGAUCGAUUUUAUGCUGCCACGUUUCCCAACAGGCCGGAGCGCAUGGUUGCAUUGAUCGACGAGUUCCAACCACAGUGGCAGACGCGGGUGAUUAACUUUGUGACGCGGUCCAUCAACUCACGUUUGGACGAUAUGGUGAACCUUUACACUCCCGAUUUGUCUCUGCCUGUUGGUGACCCGGCAGGAGACCUGGCGAGAGACGUCCUUGGUGCAGUGAGCAGGUUGAGGGCUAGGAUUGCUGCUGAGAUUUCAUUCUAGAGAUGGGUCUAGCCUACCUACAUAACGUCCCCGGCCCACAUUCCGACCACCCC